ACGCGGCCCACGGUGGCUCCACGACUAACGUCGAGUCCAAGAGUUACGACGAGGGGGGAAAGGUGGGGGCGAUCGAACGAUGUCGAGCGUCGCGGAGAGUCCUGACGAAAUGGCCCUGCAGUCGCACUACUCGCUCAGAUGGAACAAUCACCAAACGCAUAUAUUGCAGGCCUUCGAGGCGUUGCUGCACGCCGAGAUACUCGUCGACGUGACUCUCGUUUGCGCCGAGACAAGCCUUAGGGCCCAUAAAGUCGUGCUCAGUGUCUGCAGUCCAUUUUUCGAGCGGAUCUUCGCCGAACAUCCAUGUAAGCAUCCUGUGAUCGUACUGAAGGACUUUCCGGGCCGAGAAAUCGCUGCCCUCAUUGACUUUAUGUAUCGCGGUGAGGUGCGCGUCGGAAGGGAGGAUUUGUCCGGCUUAAUGCACGCCGCCGAGAGCCUCCAGAUCCGGGGGCUGGCAUCCUCGGAGCCGCGACCGGCGAGUCCACCCUCGACGCCCAACACCGACUUACUUAUGGGCGAGCCCUCGACGCCCGAAGGGGCGCGGCAAAUGCUUCUUGAUGGUCCCACCCCCGAUGAAGACGACGAGAACGUCUCGGAGAUCGUGACACGUACCGCGACGCCCUUGCCAAUUUUACCGAGAGACCUGAGGCCCCAAGCCGCCCAGGCCGCCCAAGCCGUCGGGCAGACGAGCUUCGGUCUCCGCGAGCUCAGAGAGACCUGCGGCUCGCCUCUCAUGCCCAGACGAAAGCAGGCCAGGCCCAGGCGGAGGUCGGGUGAGCUCGUGCCCCAAGACCUCAGUCGACCGCAUCCCCCGGCCAGCCUCAGCCCGCCAAGCACGGGCCUCAACCUCAGCAACAAUCACCAGACUCCUCAGCAGCACCAGCACCAGCACCACCAUCAGCAACAGUCCCAGUCGCAACAGCAACCACAACCGUCGCGGUCCCGGACACCGAGCCAUCAGGAGGACAUAGCCGAGAACCUCUCGAUGAAGAGGGAACCGAAGCGCUCCCUCUCCCCCGCCACCUUGAACGAACGGCUCGUCAAAUCCGAGAGCGAGGCCGCGAGCAGUCCCCGCGGCUCGCCCCUCACCGGUACCAGUCUCCAUCCGGACGCCUCAUUCUCGGACCUCCCAGCCGCGGGUCUCACCGCCAUGUCGGCCCUGGCUCUCACGCCAUCCCAUCACCACGGAAGCGAGUACCUGACGAGCCUCGGGCAGUUCGCCGCCCAGUGGUUACCCCCGAGUCAGUCGGGUCAAUCGGGCCAGACCCGCGACGGGAGCCCCCUCGGUAAGCCACCCGGGGGCUUCCCCUACCAACAGAGCGAGUCGCCCCUCGCACCCAGGAGCGCCUUCCCCAUGGACGGGAUGGCGCCCCUCGGUGCGGCGGCGAGCCUCUUCCCUCACGGUGGGCCCCUCGAGCUCCACGACAGCUUCAAACCCGAGAGCUUUCACGGUCUCUUCGUCGGGCAGCAGCACCACCAUCACCCGUCGAAGAAGCCAAAGAAGCACCGCUCGGACGGACUCCCCCGUCGCUGGAGCGAGCACGCGCGCGGCCUCGCGGUCUGCAGACCCAAAGGCCAGCAUAGCGCUCCCCGGGGCGGGCCUCCGCGCUCCUGGACAAACGCGGACCUCACCGAGGCCCUAACCAUGGUCUGGAACAAGAAGAUGACAACCUCCCAGGCGAGCCGCGUCUACGGGAUCCCCUACAAUAGUCUUCUCAUGUACGUGCGCGGCAAAUACGGAAAAAGCCUGAAGCUCGAGCAGCUGAGGAGGGACUGCACCGCCGGCGAGGUCAUGAACUCCCUCAACAACAACGUUAAGCCACUCGAGGGCCCGGGCCUGGGAAUCGGACAUCCUGGACACGGGCACCCGGUCCACCCAUCGGACGCGGAGGCCAACUUUGCGCAUCACCCCCUCCUUAGCGGCGGCCUCGCCCAAGGCUUCUUUCCGGACUUUGGGGGUUUCCCCGUGCCCGUGAACAUGGUUCACCUGCUGCCACCGAGCGAGCAGAAGGGCUUCGAGGCGCCCGGCAAACCCCAAGGCAGCAACGGGCCGAGCAACGGCCAUCAGAGCCUGCGCUCGGAGGAGCUGCUCCUGGGUACCAGGGCCAGGAGCAGGAGCAGGAGCCCCUCGCCUAUCGACGUCUCCACGGGGACGGGGCUGCGGGAGGCGCUACUGCCGGGCGCUGCCCAGUCUGCGCCGCCGCUUCUCCAGCAGAACGGCUCGGACUGA
Ceratosolen solmsi marchali is the source of this 2230-nucleotide messenger RNA. It is a transcript of the gene lov, whose product is annotated as BTB/POZ domain-containing jim lovell protein. The record is from RefSeq and is a predicted model, not a curated record. Gene Ontology annotation, molecular function: protein binding; DNA binding. Gene Ontology annotation, cellular component: nucleus. The transcript is spliced from 3 exons. Bases 80 to 2230 code for a protein of 716 amino acids. Gene Ontology annotation, biological process: regulation of transcription by RNA polymerase II. NCBI's taxonomy places the organism in Eukaryota, Metazoa, Arthropoda, Insecta, Hymenoptera, Agaonidae.